AUGUCUGACAAGAAAGAGGCAAAGGGACGUGGCGAGCUUUCCGAGGAGCAGCGCCAGGAAAUCCGUGAAGCUUUCGAUCUUUUUGAUACCGAUGGUUCUGGUUCAAUUGAUGCUAAAGAAUUGAAAGUUGCUAUGAAGGCUCUUGGUUUCGAACCUACAAAGGAAGAAAUUCGCCGCAUGAUUUCUGAUGUUGAUACAGACGGUACAGGUGCUAUCAGCUUCGCGCAAUUCCUUCAGAUGAUGACUAAAAAGAUGGAAGAACGCAAUCCAGAAGAUGAAAUAAGAAAAGCCUUCCGUCUUUUCGAUGAUGGUAAUACAGGUCGUAUUUCAUUUAAAAAUCUUAAGCGUGUUUCAGUCGAGCUUGGUGAAAAUCUUACAGAUGAAGAGCUUCGUGAAAUGAUUGAAGAAGCAGAUCGUGAUAACGAUGGCGAAGUUUCCUAUGAAGAAUUCGUUCAUAUCAUGAAGAAGACUUCCCUCUUCUAA
Messenger RNA from Trichomonas vaginalis G3, 483 nucleotides. Its product is annotated as centrin. The transcript has a single exon. The record is from RefSeq and is a predicted model, not a curated record. Gene Ontology annotation, biological process: centriole replication; mitotic cell cycle. NCBI's taxonomy places the organism in Eukaryota, Parabasalia, Trichomonadida, Trichomonadidae. Gene Ontology annotation, cellular component: centriole; centrosome. The coding region runs from base 1 to 483 and encodes 160 amino acids. Gene Ontology annotation, molecular function: calcium ion binding.